Messenger RNA from Triplophysa rosa, 1586 nucleotides. RefSeq lists its product as uncharacterized. Gene Ontology annotation, biological process: regulation of systemic arterial blood pressure by endothelin; regulation of vasoconstriction; intracellular calcium ion homeostasis. The coding region runs from base 122 to 571 and encodes 149 amino acids. Gene Ontology annotation, cellular component: extracellular region. Gene Ontology annotation, molecular function: endothelin B receptor binding; hormone activity. The transcript is spliced from 4 exons. The record is from RefSeq and is a predicted model, not a curated record. NCBI's taxonomy places the organism in Eukaryota, Metazoa, Chordata, Actinopteri, Cypriniformes, Nemacheilidae.
UCUGCUCUCUCUCUCUCUCUCUCUCUCUCCAGAAUGCUUCUCGCUCUGCUUUUGGAUAGAUAUCCUGUAGAUAGACUUAACCAAUAAAGCACUGUGCAUCACAUUUUGGGAGAGGAGCAUUAUGGAUAUUUUCCUCUCAUUCUUCAUAAGUGCUGUUGUUUUGAUAUUGGAACAACAAGCCUACACAGCAUCCGUCUUAGUCCGACCGUCCCGUGCAAACAGAAGUCCACCUGUGAACUCAACUCUUCAAAUGCACCGCCGUGACAAACGCUGUUCCUGUGAAAACCUGAAGGACAAGGAAUGUGUUUACUUUUGCCACAUAGGAAUUGUUUGGGUCGAUACACCCAGUCAGGUCAUUCCCUACGGUGUUGGCUCGCUUCAUGUGCGUCUAAGGCGAGAUGUGAAGCGAUGCCUUUGCACAGACAAAAGAGAUUCAAAGUGCCUGCAGUUUUGCUCUCGCGUCGAAGAGGAACAUGUCUCGGUCAAAAGAAAUCUCAGACACUUCAAAGAACAUUACAAGUCUAGACUCUCUCUGAGACUGAGGCGGUACAAUCCAAUCCAAACAACCUGAAAAGGGUGAAAAAAUAUAUUUUGUAAUAACUUACUGUGUAUUAUUUCUGAUUCAGGAAGAAAGUCUGACGUCUAAACUUCAGUGCCUUGUAACUGUUGUUGUGAUGGAUCACAAGGUACAUUAUUAGACAUUGUUCAGCUUUUUCUUGUUAUGAAACGCUUGCAUCUCAACCGUACAGUAGAUACAGCAAGUAGAAGUGAUACAGUAUAUUCUGACUGUCAGUAUAUUGCAAAAGUAUUGUAAAAUUAUAUUGCUUCAAAUUUUCCAGGGAUGUUUCUUUAUAAUGCAGAUGCAAAAGAUGAGUAGAAUGUUUAGAGCAGACCGGAUCAUUGACUUUAAUAUUUAUUGAGGCCAUAGUGGCUUAGGUACAUUGUGAUUGUUAUUAAACAUAUUUGGCCUAAGUCGAUAAUUGUGGGAUCCAGUUUAUUCUUAGAAUUAAGAAAUAGAAAAUACUUGGGCAAAAGUAAGAGUUUGAGGUCCAGACCUCAGUUGCAAAAAAAGUCCUCAUUUACACACCCUACUCGAGUUGUUGCAAAUCUGUAUAAACUUCACAGAGAACACAGAGAAAGAUAUUUGGAAGAAUGCUUGUAACUAAGUUUGUGGCCACCAUUGACUACCAUAAAAGGAAAAAUUGCAAAGGUAGUCAAAAGUGCCCCAGAACUCUUUGCUGUCCCACAUUCUUCAAAAUAUCUUUUUGUGUUCAACAGUUCAACAACAAAAAAUCUUGGUAAUUAAUGGUGGCCAUCUGUAUGGUUACAAGUAUUCUUCCAAAUAUCUUUCUGUGUUCAUCAGAACAAUGACAUUUAUACAGAUUUGGAACAAUUUGAGGUUGAGCGAGUUGAUCACAGAAUUUUCAUUUUUGGGUGCACUGUUCCUUUAAGGAGUUUCUUGGAACUAACUGCAGAGAUUUAAGUUUAUUUCAAGGUCACUAUAAAAGCUAUUGUAAAUAAAGAAAAAUGUUUUGCAAAGAGAUGCAUUUAAAAGAAAAUACUGUAUGUGGAUAUGAUUUUAUAAU